AUGCAGGUGGCAUUUCUCAAAGACACAAUUGCAAAGAAAGAUGAGGAGAUUGAGAGGUUGCAGCUGGUUAAAGAUCUCAAAAAUGUGUAUCAGGGUGUCAAUGACGAAAAACGUGGAACAAACUCCUUGAGGUAUGGGUCUUCCUCUCCAAGCAAAAGUUCCAUAGGUGGAACUCCUCAACGAAGCUUAAAAUUGUCUGGUGGGAAGGGCUCAGGAAUGGUUGAGAAAACAGCUUCUGAUCAGGACAACUGCUCAGACAAUAGUGAUAAGCUAUCUGCAACUAGUUCCCAGCAAUCUAUAGGUCAGAAUUUUUCUGUUGAUGCUGAGAUCUUAGGAUUUGAUGAUGCAGAAAAUGAGGAGAGACUGAGUGACAUAUCUGAUGGUGGUCUUUCUGUGGGAACAGACACUGAUGGCUCUGUAGAAAGCAAUCUUUUCCCUGAAGGAACAAAACAAUCAGAGAGCACAGAUAAUAAGCCUAAAUCAGCAUCUAGAAUUCCUCGACCGCCACCAAAAUCACCAAAGGACCCUGUAAAGGGUUCAAUAGGUAUGAAAAAAUCAGCCAGUGGAAGCAAUAUAUCAACCAGGUCUUCCAAGAGGUGGCAAUAG
Ilex paraguariensis (yerba mate) is the source of this 606-nucleotide messenger RNA. Lineage: Eukaryota; Viridiplantae; Streptophyta; Magnoliopsida; Aquifoliales; Aquifoliaceae. The record is from the annotation of a GenBank genome assembly.